UCAUAGUACGAGCCAGCUGCAUCUAUAGCUAGUAUAGUUACUCGAGAGUUGCCAAGAUCAGCAUCUUACUAUAUGGCUCUCGUGGUUCCACUCCUGCUGGUGACCAUUUUGUUGUGUCCUCUCUCCCCUGAGGCACAGGAGUACUACGUCACUCCCACCCCACCACCCAAUCCUGACUGUCCUUUGGACCAACCUUGUCACACUCUGAGCUACUAUAUAUAUGCCAGCAAUGCAUCGUCUCUUUUCAAUGAUAGAGAGAAUGUAUCUCUGCUAUUUUUAGACGGUUUUCAUAGCUUGGAUGUAUCUCUGGUAAUUUCACAACUACAAUCUCUGACUAUAUCAGGUGUGAAUGCCAAUGGAAACCGUUGUGCCUCUAUCCAAUUCAACUCGCAGGUGAUCAAUGUUUCAGUACUCAAAAUUGAAAAUAUCAAACUACAACGAGUUAAUCUGACAAUUAGCAAUAUUGAUUGUUUUAUAAGUCAAAUUGCAGUUUACGAGGACUCAGCAGUUUCUCUAACAUCAGCUACAACCAAUGAGAUCAGUAUCAAGAAUUCCAUUUUUCUGAAAACUAACGUUUCCGCUCGUAUUAAUGGCAAUCAUUUCACGACUGUACAUAUAGCAAACACUGUUAGCCAAGAUUCAUACAGAGGCUUUCAAUUAGAAACAUCAACGGAUACACAAGUCUUUAUAACAAACACUACAUUUGAAAACGAAAUCAUUGGUCUACAAAUCAUAGUAGACGAUGAAAGCUUGAAAGUGGAAGUAAUAGACUCACAAUUUAUUAAAAAUGAAUUGGCUUGUCACACACAAGUUUUGGGGAGUGGGAAUCACUCUGUUGUAUUUCAAAAUGUUUCAGUAAUCGACAACUUAGCUAGAGAAACAUUUGCAGUUGGAAAUGUGAUUUUUAUUGGUCCAGCAACAGUUACAAUAGAGAAUUGCAUGUUUGACAACAACACUGGUGUAUCAGCCUUAGUGCUAGCACAUGUUCAGCUAUACUUCACCGGUGAAACAAUAUUUUCGAACAACACUGGAGUCAGUGGAGGAGCCAUACAGAUGAGCAAUACAACAAUGUGGUUGGAUAUUAGUACACACAUCAGGUUCAUCAACAAUACAGCAAGUGAAGUGGGUGGGGCCAUAACGAUUACACCAGAAGUUCAGUUAGCUCUAUACGCCUCUCUAAUUGGCUACCCUCCGUGCUUUUACCAACUAACAUUCGACCUAACAGAACCACUAGACAACCAGACCCUUCCAGUGUCAGUAACCUUUUCAGGCAACAAAGCUCGAAGAGGAGGAGAUGAUAUCUAUGGUGCUGGCUUACAAAACAACUGCAAAAUGACACCUAACCGACAAAUUAGUAGCUACAUGGUGCAAGAUAAAAUAUUCCAAUUUGAUACUCGUACAUUGUCUUCGAUUUCCAGUGAUCCCAAGCGUGUAUGUUUCUGCAAAAAUAGAAAACCAUUGUGUGUUACAGAAAAAAAUUCAGAUCUCAAUGUAUCAGUUACUCCUGGUGAGAAGUUCAAUUUAAGUGUUGCACUUGUUGGAAACGAUUUCGGUUUAGUCACAGGAGGUGUAUACGCCUUGGAUAGAACCGGAGAAGACGUGACUUUUCUCUUUUCUCUUAGAAAGAAUCUACAGCAGAUUACUGAUUUACGCUGUACAGAUAUUGAGUACUCCGUACACCCAGUUAGUGAAAACACAACAACUGUCGAACUAUUACUCGCUACUGACAGUAUUUCAGCGUCCAUACAACGUAUUAUAUAUCAAAGUCCUAUUUUAGUCAAUAGAUACAAAACAUCAGUAAGACAGUUCCUCAAUCAAAAUGAAAUAAAUAUCUUUCUCCUCACUGCUCCAGCGUUUAUCAGGAUAAAGAUUCUCCCCUGCCCUUCAGGUCUAUACGUUUAAGUGAGGGUGUCUAUAAAACAUGCCAAUGCAGGCCAGAGCUAUCAAAAUUUGUUGAAAAUUGUGCUGUUAUUAACAACACCGUUGUGUUAUAUCGAAAUGGAACCAGUUGGAUUGGAACAUCCCCAUUAAACAAUUCUACUAUAAUAGCUAACAAGAACUGCCCUUUUGGUUACUGCAAGUCAGAGACACUCGGAAUCAGUUUGGACAAUCCUGACAUCCAGUGUGCUCUCAAUCACAGUGGUGUUCUCUGUGGAGGCUGUCCACCUGGUCUCAGUCUGGCUAUCGGCAGCUCUAGGUGUAUAGAUUGUCCUGACAACAAUGGUGUUGCCUUGUUAGUAUUGUUCAUUGUGGCAGGCGUGGUUCUUGUAUUGUUCAUCAAACUACUAGACAUCACUGUUGCUCAUGGAACUAUAAAUGGACUGAUUCUCUACGCUAAUAUCAUCUGGAUUAAUCAGGGAAUAUUUUUUCCUGUUCUUAUUGAACAAGCAGAUCUAAACUUUUCAAACUUGUACUAUUUCUUGAGAUUAUUUGUUGCAUGGCUAAACCUUGAUUUUGGCAUUGAGACAUGCUUCAUCAAAGGAUUGGAUGCUUAUGGUAAAACUUGGCUGCAGUUUGUUUUCCCCACUUACCUGUGGUUAAUAGCACUGCUCAUUGUUUUGCUAUGUCGAUACUCGACCAGAGCAACUAAGAUUUUUGGUUAUAAUGCAGUGUCUGUGCUGACUACAUUGAUUUUGCUAUCAUACACAAAACUCCAACGGACUACAGUCCUCAGUUUAGGAGCAUCACAGCUAAGCCAAUUCAAUCCUAACAACAUACAAACAACUUGGAGGUUGGAUAGCAAUAUCAAAUACUUUGGAUACCCUCAUGCAUUUCUUUUUGUUAUGGCACUAGCUGUAGCUGUACUCCUAUCUCUCCCAUUCAUCCUAAUCCUUCUCUUUGCUGGUCAUCUUCACAGGCUACCUUGUGCCUCUAUUGCUAGUCGGGCUAUAAAGUUAAGACCUCUACUAGACACGUUCACUGGACCACUGAAGGCUAAGCAUCAGUAUUGGGUGGGUUUGGCAUUUCUUAUUCGAGGUGUUUUAGUGGUAAUAGCUACAAUCUUUGAGGCAGCUAAUCCAACAGUCAGAAUUGAUUUGGUUGUGCUUGUUUCUGCUCUUCUCUCCCCAGUUGUUCUUAAAGUAUACAGGGAAAGGUAUUUAUGUUUUCUUGAGUUUACAUAUUUAUUCAAUUUGAUAAUUCUUGGUGUUGCAUUUUUGUCAACAGAUGAUCUUGAAAGUCGUGUUACGUGUACGUGCAUAUCGGUCGCAAUAAGCUUCUUGAUCUUUGUGGGUAUUGUAGUCUACCAUCUGUACUUGAUUGUAAGUAAGUGUUACAAAGCAAGAAAGGUGCGAAAAGCAGAAAACACAAUCCAACAACAACCAAUAAAGAAAGUGACAACAUACGAGGUUGAUAUUGGUGAUUUUCUUACAAAGACAUGGCUAGAGCUUCGUGAAGAUCUUCUGGAGAGCAAUAACUGAGCACUUACAUUUGCACUAUAUAUAGCUGUAGCUGUGACACUGUUCAUCUAUACUUGCACGCAUUGUAUGUUUGAUAUAUUACGUUAAUUGCUUUGUGAUUGAGUGUGUAUACGUAUAUAUAUAUAUAUUUACUUGCGUGCUGGU
Halichondria panicea is the source of this 3563-nucleotide messenger RNA. RefSeq lists its product as uncharacterized. Lineage: Eukaryota; Metazoa; Porifera; Demospongiae; Suberitida; Halichondriidae. Bases 73 to 1902 code for a protein of 609 amino acids. The record is from RefSeq and is a predicted model, not a curated record. The transcript has a single exon.